AUGGCUAUUUGUACAUCUCCCACUUGUGGCAAAGAAACAGACUCGGCACUCAAGUGUCCCGUCUGUCUUAAAGAUGGCAUAGAAAGCGUGUUCUGUGACCAGACAUGUUUCCGUGCUUCUUGGGGAACUCAUAAAUUUGUGCAUAAACCGGAGGACGGAAAAACUCCAUAUAAUCCGUUUCCAAGUUACAACUUUACCGGCGAAUUGCGCCCAGCAUAUCCGUUAUCACCACGUAGACCCAUUCCCAAGCAUAUCAAGUUGCCUGAUCACGCGCAAAAAGGAAGACCGCUCGGAGAAAUCAAGAAUGACCGGAUUGGAAAAAUCACUAUUUUGAGUGCCAAGGAAAUCGAAAAAGCAAGAAAAGUUGGAAGAAUGGGCCGUGAAAUCUUGGAUGCGGUAGCAGCACACGUCAGACCUGGCAUAACCACCGAUGAGCUCGAUGCCAUUGUUCACAAGGAAACUGUGAAAAGAAACGCAUAUCCAUCACCUCUCAAUUACUACAAUUUCCCCAAAUCUUUCUGCACCUCCAUCAACGAGGUUGUCUGUCACGGCAUACCCGACCAGACCGUCUUGAAAGAUGGUGACAUCAUCAAUUUGGAUGUGUCUUUGUACUAUUUGGGAUUCCACGCCGACUUGAACGAAACCUACUAUGUGGGCGACAAGGCCAAAUCCAACCCAGAUCUCGUGAGAUUGGUGGAAACCACCCGAGAAUGCUUGGACAAGGCCAUUGAGCAGGUCAAGCCUGGGCUUUUGUUCCGCGACUUGGGUACCGUCAUAGAAGAGCAUGCUAACAAGAACAAUUGUUCUGUGUUAAGAACUUAUUGUGGUCAUGGAGUCAACCAGCUCUUCCAUUGCCAGCCCAAUAUUCCUCAUUAUGCCAAAAACAAGGCGGUGGGAGUCGCCAAGCCAGGUAUGGUGUUCACCAUAGAACCUAUGAUCAAUUUGGGAACUCACAAAGACACACUUUGGCCAGAUAAUUGGACCUCGGUAACACAAGAUGGUAAGUGCUCGGCCCAGUUUGAACAUAUGCUUCUUGUGACGGAAGAUGGAGUGGAAGUUUUGUCUGCGAGAUUGGAAAAUUCACCAGGAGGACCCAUUCCCAGGAUAUAG
Molecule: messenger RNA, 1110 nt
Organism: Meyerozyma guilliermondii ATCC 6260
Lineage: Eukaryota; Fungi; Ascomycota; Pichiomycetes; Serinales; Debaryomycetaceae
Product: methionine aminopeptidase
Exons: 1
Coding region: 1-1110 (369 amino acids)
Biological process (GO): proteolysis
Molecular function (GO): metalloaminopeptidase activity
Source: RefSeq, a predicted model, not a curated record